UGAAUGUGUGUUUACAUUUUCACUGUGACAACAUUGGGGUGAGCAAAUAAAGUCGGUUUAAGAGCGAAUGAAGCAAAAAAUGUGAAGUUCAAUUUAAAUGUACAACUCUCAACAGGGUUAGAGUUCAAGAAUUAAGCGUAAAUAAUGAGAGAGGAUUCUUGGCUAUAUCAAAGAAUGAACGGCGAGGAAAAUAAGUUACCGUUUCCCGAAGAGUGUAUUAUAAAUGAGACAAUACCAGGCCAUGAUGCGGAUAAGGAAAUCGAAGAUAUUUUAUCAAAAAGACAUGUUUACGAUGUGAAUUCGUUGAACGAAUUUGGACAUACGCCACUUAGUACUGCUGCUUAUGCAGGCAGCAUAAAAUACGUGAAACUUUUGAUCGAAUUAGGCGCGGAAGUGUUGCUCAAAGACUCAGACGGUUGGACGGCAUUGCAUUUUGCAAUGGCAACAAAAAAUUACGAAAUAGCGAAAUUUUUAAUGUCUGUAGGAGCCGAUACAAAAGAGCUUACAAAUGACGGACAGAAGCCAUUGGAUUUUGUAAAGGACAAGAACACUAGAAUAUUUCUUGCGAAAUACGGGGAACGGUGUGUCAUGAGUAAUAUGCGAACUUCUUAUUGUUAGCGUGAGUGAUAUAUCGAUGUGUCUGUCUGAUAGUGUAUAUUAAAGGGGAAUUAUAUUAAGUAGGCCUUCAAGGCUGAUAGCAAUCAAACUUAUCAAUGUCUGGUGAGCGCGGGUAGCAGGCGAUCCGAAGGUUAACCAGCAGUUGUAUUCAGUCGCAAAAAAAUAGAAUCGAGAGAUACAUAAAAUUUUAAUUCUGCUUGUAAAAACAUAUUUAUGAAUUAUGGCAAAGUUUAUAACGUAUGUGUGUUUGUCUAUAAGAUAGAGUAUCAUUGUCAGACAUCAUAGAUACUGUAUAUGACCCUUGUGAAGUGUAAUUGGGUCAUUCAAUAAGUUAGAAUAAGUCAAUUUGCCACAAGUUAAUCGUACGUGAUGUCGUGAUCUACGAUAAAAUCAAACUAUUUGUAGGCACAUUACAACUCGCCGGGGAAGCAAGCGGAAAAUUUAGGCAAAGGAAUGCGGAAAUAUAUUGUAUUUUUAUUGGAAUGCCAUGUUGUUGGCAAUAAAACAUGGAUGUUUGAGAAUUCCUGACAAUUUUAUUUUAGUUCAAUCAACUUGACUAAUCUGGUAACACAUGCAACCAGGAGCGCUUUCCAUUAACACGGGCAGACCGGGCAGAAGGGUCAAGUUGUUGAAUGAAACACAAAACGUUUGGGCUUUGGACCUAUCUGACCUGAAAAUUUAGAUAAAAUUAGAAUGAGGUCCAUUUUCGAUAGAUAUUUGAGAAACAUCGACCAGAUCUUUCCAUUGAUACAGAGACAAAAAUUCGGGUCUGACCGGUCAGGCCAUUAAAUGGAAAGCGCCCCAUGAAUCUGGUUAUAUGUGACCAGGACUACCCAAAUUAACCAGGUUAGGUGAAUCAAUAACCAGGGUUAUUUAUAACAUAUAUAGUCUGGUGAACUUAACCAAGAGAGUCUUGGUCAAAUUGACUAGACUAUAUUAGGGAAUCUGAGUCUUGGUCAAAUUGACUAGACUAUAGUAGGGAAAAAGGUUAAAAUAAGUUAUAACAAGCUUUCGUUGGGAUGCAACUACCUGAAAUUCCCCUUACAUUUGAAAUUCUCCGUAUAUUUUUCAGGUAGUUGUAUCCCUACCAACGAAAGCUUGUUAUUAUUGCCACUACCUACACUGGCAAAGACAGUUCAACAUUAAGUAUAGGUUAUUUCUAUAGGUUUACUAUUGUUACUGGUCCUCUAGGAAGAAUGGUGUAGAAUUGAUAGAUAUAUCCAGUAAAAAUUAUAUUAUAAGUGAUAUUUGCUGUCUUGGUGUAAUGAACUCCGAUGCUUGUGAUGUUAUGCUUGUGAUGUUAUUCUGAGUGUGUAUCCACACCGGGCAGGCUUGAAAAAUUACACUGAUAUCGAAGGAACUAGACUCAGUUCCGAAAUAUCACAUACUCGAACCGGCCUGACCGCGUAGCUCAGUUGGCAGACAGGCAGAGCAUUGGGCUAGUAUUCCAAAGGUCGUAGGUUCGAUUCCCAUCGUGGCCAGGCAUAUUUUUCAGGCCUGCCCGGUGUGGAUAUACACUCACAGUAACAUCACAAGCAUUUAUAAAAGUGGUUUUCUAAUGUCAAUGAGAUUUUACCAUCACAUUCCCAGUCACUAACAAUGGACUAGAUUCCCAAUGGUUGAAAUUAGAUGAAAGUCAGUCCUAAGCCGUAAUUUGUAUGCAUAUUGUAGUUAAUUUGGCAAUGUUUGCAAACAUGAUGUAUUAACAUUGAAUUAACAUGAUAUUACUGGUUGAACAUAAGACAAAGAGAUGGUCUAAUGAUAUUUAUACAAAACACAUAGUCCUCAAUAGAAUUGAAUUCUUGUCAUGUAAAACUUGGCAACAAGUUGUUGAAUUGCAAAACGAUAUUAAAGUAGGGCGCACUAGGAGACAUAAAUUACAUCCAAUGGAAUUUUUAUCAUGAUCUAACAAAGAUGAAUGGAUUUUGAAGCAAUUAGUGAUUGAACGAUUAUCGGUGUGAGUAUCAGGUCGAUUUUUGCCUUAUCGGUAGAUAGUCGAAAUCUGUAGAAUUAUCUGUAUUUCCGACUGUGCAAAACCGAUUGUUGAGAAAAUACGCACUUUAAAAAUUCUAUACAUUGCGCGUUGAUUGCUGCGACGAAAUUAAUGUGUGAAGCGUGCCAUUUUUGAACGGUUUUAACGAACUUUUGAAUCGGUAUUAGUACAUGCCUGUAGAAAGUAGGAAGUUAUGGAGCGACGCUACCUCCAAGCUCUAAAGGGCUAACUCCAAAAAUCAUUUGAAGCUAAGUAUACAACUGCAAAAAUAAUUUAGGAGCUAGGCAUCUAAGCCUGGAGUUACUGGCUAACUCCAAUAAUCAUUUGGAGCUACGUUUAACUCCAAAAAUCAUGAAAAAACAAGGUAUCUAAGCCUUGAGUUACUGCCUAACUCCAAAAAGUAUGUGACUGUAUAGCGAGGCGAGUCAGCCUAUAGCCGCUAGGUACAUACAUGUAAGGUUGAAGUUACUUGCUGUGUUGCUAACUCCAAAAAUCAUUUGGAGCUUGUUAUCUAAACCAGGAGUUACUGACUAACUGGAAUA
Molecule: messenger RNA, 3153 nt
Organism: Paramuricea clavata
Lineage: Eukaryota; Metazoa; Cnidaria; Anthozoa; Malacalcyonacea; Plexauridae
Source: the annotation of a GenBank genome assembly